GGCCGUGCGAACACGCGAGGAAGGGGACAGCCUCGACCCUCGCCCGGCUGCACCAGCGGUAUCUACCUUCGGGCUGGUACUUUCCCACCCCAACGUGACGCUCGCCCCGCCUCUAGGAUCAGAAUCUCAAAGCCUUUCUACAUCUUCCCCCCUUUCUGCUGGGCUUUGGUAUGCCCCAGGGGACAGAUGUCUUGGGAUCUUUAACAUUUGGGAUGCUGCAAAUGCUGAAGUUAAAUGAAAUACCUCCGGGGAGGGGAGGCCCCGGGGAACCUCGGGGAGAGGGAAGAUGGGCUGGACCAACAGGUCCUGAAGCUGCUUGGCGGGCGCGGGGGGCGCGGGAGCAGGAGCGGGGCGCCAGAGCUCGGUGGGACAGCUGGGGGAACUCCAGGCUACCUACACAUUCUGGCCCAGGCUGGGACUGGCACAGCCCCUCCCUCCUCUGUGCCCCCUCUUCCCAGAGACUCAUCAUGGAGAUUAAAGAUGAGGUCAGUGACACUGACAGCGGCAUCAUCCUGCAGUCUGGCCCCGACAGCCCUGUUUCUCCAAUGAAGGAGCUGACCCAUGCCAUGCGCAAGCAGCAGAGGGCCCUGGAAGCCCGACUGGAGGCCUGCCUAGAGGAGCUUCGUAGGCUCUGUCUGAGGGAAGCGGAGCUGACGGGUACUUUGCCAGCAGAGUAUCCCCUUAAGCCAGGUGAGAAGGCCCCCAAGGUCCGCCGCAGGAUUGGUGCAGCAUACAAACUGGAUGAAUGGGCCCUGCACAGAGAGGACCCCUUGAGUGGCCUGGAGCGCCAGUUGGCCCUGCAGCUGCAGAUCACCGAGGCAGCCCGACGACUGUGCGCAGAGGAGAACCUCAGCAGACAAGCACGCCGGCAGCGGAAGCACGCUGCAUUGCAGGAGGAAAAGAAGCUUCGAGAACUGCAACGGUGCCUGGGUGAGCGGCAGCGCAACAGUGAGCCCCCUCCCACCACCGAACCUUCUCUGGGCAGAGAGCUCAGUGCCUCUGAUGACAGCUCCCUAUCUGAUGGGCUACUCUUGGAGGAAGAAGACUCCCAAGUACCAAAACCUCCUCCAGAGUCCCCAGCCCCACCUUCCCGGCCUCUUCCACCCCAGAGUCUUGAGGGGCUACAACCAGCAGCACCUGAGCCUGGGAGCUUAGAGCGGGCCCCGAUCCAAAACAGUCCAUGGAAAGAGACCAGCCUUGACCACCCCUAUGAGAAGCCUAGGAAGUCUUCUGAGCCCAAUAGCGAGUCCAGCAGUCCGGCCACCACUCCACAGGACCGGCCCAGUGCCUCCAGCCUGUGGCUGCUGGAUCCUGCCUCCUAUCAUGUGGUCCCCAUGCGAAAUGUUCCUGGCCAGCGGCAGGGCCGCACCAGUGCCCCAGCCACCCCCGAGAUGCAAGGCAGGAGGGGCCAGUCACAGUCUCUGAGGGUGGACUCCUUCCGAGCCGGUGCUGAGACUCGAGGUCGCAGUGCCUUUCCCCGCCGCCGACCCACUCACUACACGGUGACAGUGCCGGACUCAUGCUUUGCACCCAGCAAGCCCCCGCUGCCGCAUCCUGCCUGCCACUCCUGCUCGGAAGACAGCGGCUCUGACGUCUCCAGCAUCUCCCACCCCACCUCGCCUGGCAGCAGCAGCCCUGACAUCUCUUUUCUGCGGCCCCUCUGUCCUCCUGAGCCACCUCGCCACCAGGGCGCCUGGGGCCCGGCCUACGGCAGAGAGCUGACUGCCCACUACCCCAAGUUGCUGCUGCCUCCAGGGUACUUCCCAACUGGGCGCUGUGUGAUGGUGGCCGAGAGCCACCUACCACCGGGCGAGUGGGAGCUGUGCCGCACCGCCCUGGGUGCCGCCCUGGAGGAGAGCGCACCCCUGCGCUACCAGCGGCUGGUGCCAUCGCACAGCCGCAUUGUGCGGACACCUUCGCUGAAGGACAACCCUGCGGGCCGGGGGCUCAGCAAAGCAGCGGUCUCCGAGGAGCUCAAGUGGUGGCACGAGCGGGCACGCCUCCGGAGCAGCCGCCCGCACUCGCUCGACCGCCAAGGGGCUUUCCGAGUCAGGAGCCUGCCUCUCGGGAGAGAGAGCUUCGGGCGAGCCCCGGUACCCCGGACACAGGUGCCCACAGUGUGUGUACUCCGGAGAUCACCAGAGGGGGCCCCUGUGCAAGUCUUCGUGCCUGAGAAUGGAGAGAUCAUCAGUCAAGUGUAACUCUAUUCUGAAAGCCUUGACCAAUGCUGAAAAAGACUGUUUCAUAUUGGGGCUGGGGCUGAGACCCCUUCACCCUUGAGUGCCUCUUUUGGUUCCCCCACUCCCAUCGCAGGCCGAUGACCUGGAGCUGAAACCUUUCUUUGUUUUUUACACAAGUGUUUUUGAGAAACCCGGAUCUGAGGGUUUAUAUCUGUGAUUUGUCCUCAAAGUCCCUGUAAUACGAUUAUACUUCAUCCCCCAGUCUGGCCUCUUAGACUUAAGGCCUUGCUGGGCUGAUUGACAGCCUUUGUCUCCUGUAAGACAAGUGAUAAAGAGGGCCAACUUGGGAUUCCUCAAACCCUCUAUGCUUUGUAUCUGAGAUAGAACAGUUCCUGGUCCUUAUUGCUAGAGGCUGGCGGUGGGACACACUGGUGCAUAGGACCCUCCCCCAUUUCCCAGAUGUCUGGGUACCAAACGCUAGGUGAGACUCUUCCCCCUUUAUGUGCUCUGUGAUGCACACCCAGUGGUAGUGAAAGGUCAGUAUAUCCUGGUGGAGUUUGCCUGCCAUUUUCCUGAUUCCAUAAAUCUUUAGCAACCCCAGUCACUCUUAUGUCUUCAUAUCGCGGGGCUCCCAGACCUCUGAGCUUGGAGUUUGGGGCCACAUUAGAUUGUCGCAUCAGGGAUCUGGGGUGGGGGUAACUCACCCUUUGACAACUACUACUGAGCAUUGUGAGGGCUAGACAUUUCACUACUCCCUCUAAAAUCUUUCCAUCACAUACCUAGAAACCAGUACCUUGCAAAUAUUUUAAAGUACCACUUUUGUGGCAUAUUUAGGUGUGGGGAGGCAGUUACUGCUUUCUUCUACCCAGCCAGCUUCCUUGCUGAGAAAGCCCUUAUUUAUUCACAUUCAAAAGGUCAUUGCAGAACCCUCAUGUGAUGCUGGAUUGCCUUAGAGGGCACGAAUGAAGUGUCCCAGCUCCUGAGACGACGCAAGCCAUAAAGCUGCCUCUGCUAAAACCACUUGUGUAUUCUAGUUUCUGGUGCUUUGCUGCCAGGUCAGAUGCCCAAGUAGUUUUCUUCCCUAGGAGCAACUAGAAAGGUAGGGACAGCUAUAUUCUGAUUUUACCUGGGCAGACUCUUCAGCUUCUCUGGACUGGAAGAACAUUGAUGCCUGACUCCAAUGGUGUAUUUCUCCUGCUUAGGAGAAAAGCGGAGUGCCCAUUGCACUGAGGGACCGGAAGGAGAAGUGUCAGGAAUUGGGGAGGCUAGGAGAGUUUGAGGGCCUGCACAGGGCAUUUCUUUCACUGUGGUCUUACCACACCCUGCAGUAGUAGUCCCCACUUUCUGCAUUGUGUUUGAAUGUCAUACUUUGGUUUGUCUGGUUUCUGAGUCCCCUUACCCAGUAUAUAGCUGCCCACCUCCCAGUGCCUUCCCAGGGACACUAAGCAGCUGUCAUAGAGCUGGGAGACUUCUGAGUCCUGCUUCCUCCCCACACCUGAGCAUCCUUCACAUUAACUUAUUGGUCCUUCCUAACAGCUGUUUGGGGCAGUUGCAUAGUGGUGGUGCCCUUAGCUGCCGUGCUGGAACCCUGGAUCUUUGUGCCAAAUACUUCAAUAAAGUCUGAUUGGCCCAGCUGA
Molecule: messenger RNA, 3817 nt
Organism: Nannospalax galili (Upper Galilee mountains blind mole rat)
Lineage: Eukaryota; Metazoa; Chordata; Mammalia; Rodentia; Spalacidae
Gene: Inava
Product: innate immunity activator
Exons: 10
Coding region: 171-2201 (676 amino acids)
Biological process (GO): adherens junction maintenance; positive regulation of protein ubiquitination
Source: RefSeq, a predicted model, not a curated record